AUGCGAUAUAUAUCUAGCGUUGAGGUAGUGUAUGGAGAUGGUUCCGAAGCAAUAGAUAAGCAGGAUAUCAAUAAGGGUUUUGGCGGUGAAUAUGUCUACCUAGUCCCAAGAUACACCACAGACCGUAGCAAAGCUGCAAGUGGCUUCAGCGUCCACACCUCAUUCAUCGAAGACUUGGAAGCGAAUGAUAUAUCGAAGGGGGAUGGUUCGACACUUUACCGCUAUAUCCAUACUCACUACUAUUUAAACAACUCUGACAUGAGGGUGGUCAGUUCAGUCCAUCUUAGAGAGGAGGAGAUGGGCGAUGGGAACACUGGCAAUCUCAAUAAAGACAGAGGAGGCAGGUUUUUGUAUCUCUGCUGGAAAUAUGCCGACUAG
Molecule: messenger RNA, 378 nt
Organism: Morchella importuna
Lineage: Eukaryota; Fungi; Ascomycota; Pezizomycetes; Pezizales; Morchellaceae
Exons: 2
Coding region: 1-378 (125 amino acids)
Source: RefSeq, a predicted model, not a curated record